UGACGCCGGUGCAGAAGAUGGAGUCCGUAAAUCCUGUGGGCUGCCGUGGUUCUGGAGCCGUCUAAUUCAGAGCCGUGUCGGGGGGUCCUUUCGUCCGGCAGAUGGAUUACCGUCGGGAUCCGGCAGUCCACCGCUGCCCGCCUCUCUCCUGAUCCCGGAGCUGAACCCCCAACUUCAUGUCCGACGAAGCCAGAGCUGCCUGGUCGAAGAGGGGUUGUGGGGAUUCGCACCGCCGAGAACCAGGGAAACAUAAACACAGGAAAUGCGAGCGGCCUGUUAGCGCUCAGCCGUCACAGCCUGCGAUCGUUCGGCUGGGCUCCAAAAGGUGUGUUAUGUCGGGGGGAGAUGUGGAGGUGUACCUGUCCCAGGUGCAUGAUGGGAGCGUGUCGUCGGGUUUCCGUGCUCUGUAUGAGGAGCGUCUGCUGCUGGACGUCACGCUGCUGAUAGAGGAGCAUCACUUCCAGGCCCACAAGGCGCUGCUGGCCACGCAGAGCGACUACUUCCGGGUUAUGUUCACGGCCGACAUGCGGGAGCGGGACCAGGAUAAGAUCCACAUGAAGGGGCUGACGGCCGCCGGCUUCGGCCACAUCCUGCGCUUCAUGUACUACGGCUCCCUGGAGCUCAGCAUGCCCACCGUGCAGGAGAUCCUGCAGGCGGCCAUGUACGUCCAGCUGACGGAGGCGGUGGAGUUCUGCUGCUCCUUCCUGCUGGCUAAGAUCUGCCUGGAGAACUGCGCCGAGGUCAUGCGCCUCCUGGAGGACUUCAGCGUCGGCGUGGAGGGCGUCCAGGAGCAACUCGACAACUUCCUCCUCGACAACUUCGUCCCUCUGAUGAGCCGAGCCGACUUCCUGUCCUACCUCAGUCUGGAGAGACUCCAGGCCUACCUGAACAGCGACGCUCUGAGCCGCUACCCGGAGAUCGAGCUGUACGAAGCCGUCCAGGCGUGGCUGAGACACGACCGGCGGCGCUGGAGGCACACCGACACCAUUGUGCAGUCCAUCCGCUUCUGCCUCAUGACGCCGGCGGACAUCUUUGAGAAGGUGAAAACGUCGGAGUUCUACCGGUACUCCAGGCAGCUGAGACAGGAAGUGGAUCAGGCGCUCGGAUAUUUCCACGAUGUCAACCAGCAGCCGCUGUUGGAGACGCGCUCCAACCGCAUUCGCUCCGUCCGGCCGCAGACCGCCGUAUUCAGGGGAAUGAUCGGCCACAGCAUGGUGAACAGCAAGAUCCUGCUGCUGCAGCGGCCAAAGGUGUGGUGGGAGCGAGGGCCUCAGGUGCCGCUCCGACCCGACUGCCUGGCCAUCGUCAACAACUUCGCCUUCCUGCUGGGCGGCGAGGAGCUGGGCCCCGACGGCGAGUUUCACGCCUCCUCCAAGGUUUAUCGCUACGACCCGCGGCAGAACUCGUGGCUGCGCAUGGCGGACAUGUCUGUUCCCAGGUCAGAGUUCGCGGUGGGAGUCAUCGGGAAGUUCAUCUACGCCGUGGCGGGCCGAACCCGAGACGAGACCUUCUACUCCACGGAGCGCUAUGACAUCACGGAGGACCGCUGGGAGUUCGUGGAUCCGUAUCCCGUCAACAAGUACGGCCACGAGGGAACCGUCCUGAACGGGAAGCUCUACAUCACCGGCGGCAUCACGUCCUCCUCCACCUCCAAGCAGGUGUGUGUGUUCGACCCGGGCCGGGAGGCCGGCGGCGGCGGCGGCGGGUCGGGCGGGUCGGACUCCCACAGGACGCGCUCGGCCCGCGGCCCGCUGCUGCCCGGAACCCACGCCAGCUGCUGGGAGAACAAGUCCAAAAUGAACUACGCUCGCUGCUUCCACAAGAUGAUCUCCCACAACGGGAAGCUGUACGUGUUCGGCGGCGUGUGCGUGAUCCUGCGGGCCUCCUUCGAGUCGCAGGGCUGCCCGUCCACCGAGGUGUACGACCCGGAAACGGACGAGUGGACCAUCCUGGCCUCCAUGCCCAUCGGCCGCAGCGGCCACGGCGUGGCGGUGCUGGACCGGCAGAUCAUGGUGCUGGGCGGCCUGUGCUACAACGGCCACUACAGUGACUCCAUCCUCACCUUUGACCCGGACGAGAACAAGUGGAAGGAGGACGAUCCCAGGAUGCCUUGCAAACUGGACGGCCUGCAGGUGUGCAGCCUGCACUUCCCAGAGUACGUGCUGGAGCACGUCCGGCGCUGCAGCUGAGGUCCGCUUCACGUUUUGUACCGACGGACUGGCCGCCUGGCGCGGGAACCAGGCGUCUCCGGGCGGGUCGACCCGGCGGCCAGCGCUUACCGACAGGUGAGGCGCCGGGCGGCUCGGGCGUUUUCACAGUUACCCUUUCUCAGAAAAUUAAAGGAAAAAGUGAUGUCAGGAAACAAAAAGGUUCCAUUCAUUUACGUUUGGACUGGAGAGACGCACUGGAAGCAUCAGAGCCUGGUUCUGGUUCUGGUUCUGGUUCUGGUUCUGGUCCUGGUUCUGGUUCUGGUUCUGGUCCUGGUUCUGGUUCUGGUUCUGGUCCUGGUCCUGGUCCUGGUCCUGGUCCUGGUUCUGGUCCUGGUUCUGGUUCUGGUUCCUCCUGAACACCUUUCAAGCUUAGCUGAAAUACUUUAAACCCAGCAAAACGAAUCAGAUAUUCAACACGAUACUCCGUAGCGUCGCUGAACUCGGUGGUUUCGGACGUCUGGUCCCAGUUUGGCUUCCAGUGCGUUCCAGUUUUCAGUCCCAGUUUCCCACCGAGCCACAAACACGUUCAUCCCUCGCCGCGUCUCUGCUCCCCGCCGCCGCACUGAGGAAACCGCGGCAUCAGAUUUAGGAUUUGCGCUGCGGCCCGUUUGGUUUUGUUUACAUUCCUGCACUUUAUCGGUUCUCAAUGUGAGUGUAAAUAGUUUCCUGCUCUGGAGGAGAGAAACUGACCCGGUUUGACCCGAGAUCUGGGCUUUUUGGGGGCAUUUCAACAAAUCUGGACCUCAUUCAAGAACAUUUGGACGUUUAUUUCCCACCUGAUUGUUGAUGGGAAUAAAAACGUUUUAAUCUGGGGAUGGAAUCUGUGACUAGUGGAGAUUAUCAUCUCACAUCCUCAUAAUGUUAGUUCGAUGGCCACGAAUGACUGCUGCUACUUAAAUAUCCAUAAUGUGUCAAAAGAAGCCUUAAAAGGAAAGAGCUUGGAAAUAAAUUCAGGAGCAAAAUGUCAUUAGAACCAGAGAUUCUGGUUAAAACAAGAUAAAAUAAGAAACUUCCUAGAAUGUAAAUCAAGAAAACUUUUAUAAAU
Molecule: messenger RNA, 3255 nt
Organism: Poeciliopsis prolifica (blackstripe livebearer)
Lineage: Eukaryota; Metazoa; Chordata; Actinopteri; Cyprinodontiformes; Poeciliidae
Product: kelch-like protein 15
Biological process (GO): nuclear protein quality control by the ubiquitin-proteasome system; protein ubiquitination
Cellular component (GO): Cul3-RING ubiquitin ligase complex; nucleus
Molecular function (GO): protein binding
Source: RefSeq, a predicted model, not a curated record